Caenorhabditis auriculariae is the source of this 1241-nucleotide messenger RNA. NCBI's taxonomy places the organism in Eukaryota, Metazoa, Nematoda, Chromadorea, Rhabditida, Rhabditidae. The record is from the annotation of a GenBank genome assembly.
AUGAGAAAAGUGGAAGUCACGCCGAGAGAUCCGAGGAAGACUCGUGUGGCCCGGGUCGUUGGAGGAUUCGAAACGGCCGCCGGAGCUUUUCCAUGGACAGCUGCUAUCCGAAUGAGUGAAGUUUGUGAAACAUUUACAUUUCUAAACUGAUCACCAAGAAAUCUCUAUUCUGAUAAAUUAACUUUUCCAACUUUCGAAGAAGAAGAGAUUUCUCAAACCACAAAAUAUAUUCAAAGAAAUUGAUGUUUUAUUUUUUAUUUUUUAUAUGAUAUUGUUUUUUGUUUCAGACUCACGCUCAUCAUUGCGGUGCUUCUAUCCUAGAUCCUACGCAUCUGAUUACUGCUGCGCAUUGUCUGGAGUGCGCUCCGAAAUACUAUAAAUAACGCUUUAAACUUUGAAGAGAAGACCAAAGACCAAGUUCGUAUGAAGUGGUCGUUGGCGAGUGGGACAACAAUCGGACAGACGGCCGUGAACAGAUCCUACCAGUGCAACAGAUUCAUUUUUAUCCUCUUUAUAAAGGUCAACUUUCAAAAAAUACUCAAGCAAAGUCGAUACUCCUAUGAAAAUAUUGUGAAUCUUUUCCUCACAAAAAUUAAAGUAAAAUAUUUUGAAGACCUAUUUGCCCACGACAUUGCCAUAGUCGAAGUGCCGAAGCCUGGCUUCAAGUACAACGACUACGUUCAGCCCAUUUGUCUCCCUUCGCCAGAUUUCACUUACAAUCCAGGCCGUCGAUGCGUCGUUUCUGGCUGGGGCAGUACUGGAUUGCGUUAGUAACGUGCAUGUUAUGAUGAUAAACUGAAUUUUCAAUUCAGAAUAUUCCCAAACACUUCAAGCGGCGUUGAUUCCAAUAAUAGACCGGAAUGAGUGUGUCAACUCUUCGCAGCUGUAUCAAUCAAUGAGUCGGUCGGCGUUUUGUGCAGGUUAUUUAGAGGUCAGUAGUUUCUGCAAUGGUAUUGAGUAGAGGACUUCGAAUGGGAGUUCUGAAUUUGUUCAAAGUCUGACUUUUAGGGCGGCGUCGACUCUUGCCAAGGCGACUCCGGAGGGCCGUUCGCCUGCCGACGUCAUGACGGUUCGUUUCAGAAGUUGAAUCGAAUCGACUCAACGGGAAAUUUGAAGGAGCCUUCGUCCUCGCUGGCGUCAUCAGUUGGGGCGACGGAUGUGCUCAGAAGAAGCAGCCGGGAAUUUACACGAUGGUCGCGCCUUACCUUGCUUGGAUCCAGAACGUCAUACAUUCCUUUUGA